Microthlaspi erraticum is the source of this 1011-nucleotide messenger RNA. Lineage: Eukaryota; Viridiplantae; Streptophyta; Magnoliopsida; Brassicales; Brassicaceae. The record is from the annotation of a GenBank genome assembly.
AUGAGUGCAACAGCUCACAAGACGCCUAAAUCAGGGAGACAAUCUCUGCUCUUUCAAGAUUUAGCUUCUCCUGUUUCAGCACGCAGAGGGAAAUUCUCAACCCCGGGCCAGGCAGCUGCGGUAUCUGCACUAUGGCGUGAGAAUUUCGGAGGAUCGGAUCUUCCACCACCUCCGAUGUACACUUUAGAUGACCGGUCUGAUUUCUCUCCAGAGUCUGGCAUUGCAGACUACUCGGGCUCUCCGGAUCUCAAAUCUGAGAGAAGAACGCCUUUCCAGAGCUCUGGGAAAAACUUUGUAACUCCUGGGAAAGGGAAGUUAGAAGCAAGUCCGUCUUUUUCUCUACGGAGUGCACAGCAGAGUCCGCAAGUUUCAGCGAGUCCGAGUUGGUGGUCACAGUCUAAAGCAGGUGGUAGUAGUAACGAGCAGGAUGAUAAAGGGAAGGGAUCUCCUGUUGAAGGUGUGAUUCAGCCAGGUGCAUUGGUCACUCUUCCACCACCAAGAGAAGUUGCUAGGCCUGAGGUUCAGAGGCAAGUUAUACCCACAGGGAACCUUGAAGAGGAAGAGUGGGUCACCGUCUAUGGAUUUUCUCCAGGUGAUACAAAUUUGGUACUACGAGAGUUUGAAAAGUGUGGUAUGAUCUUGAAACAUGUUCCUGGUCCAAGGAAUGCCAACUGGAUGCACAUCCUCUAUCAGAAUCGGUCUGAUGCACAGAAAGCUCUGAGCAAAGCCGGGAUGAUGAUCAAUGGAGUGGUAAUAGUAGGAGUGAAGGCAGUAGACCCGAUACAGAGGCAAGCGUUAAACGAAAGACUGAACAACCAAGGGUUCAUGCCUUUGCCUCCACCAUCCUCCACUAGAGACUCUGAGUUUAACACGGCGAGGCCCUCUUCUCGUCCUCACUACUUGCAAAACGGAAGCGCAUUCGCACCUCAACCAAGUGGCGGCGGCGGCGCCAUGGCCUCUCCAUCGAAGUCGGUGGUCACGAAGUUCUUUGACUUGAUGUUCGGUGUUUAA